ACCACCUCAGGGUUAGGUUUUUUAUUUUAUCUUUUAUUAUUCUUUCUCCUCUUUUCCGAUUCCGAUCUGUCUUUUUCUCCGAUUCGCUCUUCAGACGCAACACAAAGGGUUUCCAAUUCGGAUCUGUACUUUAGCCAUGGAUACUCGUAAGAGAGCUGGCUCAUUCAACUCCAAUGGCGGCGGCGGCGGCGGCGGAUCCAAGAAGUCUAAGCAAGAGAUGGAAUCAUAUUCAACUGGUUUAGGCAGCAAAUCCAAGCCUUGCACUAAAUUUUUCAGCACUUCUGGCUGUCCUUUUGGAGAUAACUGCCACUUCUUGCACUAUGUACCCGGAGGAUACAAUGCUGUAGCACAGCUGACAAACAUGGCACUACCCAUGCCUCAAGCUUCCAGAAACAUGCAAGGACCUGGUGGUGGUGGAGGAGGGAGAUUCUCAGGGAGAGGAGGAGAGUCUGGACCUGGCCAUGUGUCUAGCUUUGGCGCCUCAGCCACUGCGAAAAUCAGCGUGGACGCUUCGUUGGCCGGAGCCAUCAUCGGUAAAGGAGGAGUCAGUUCGAAGCAGAUAUGUCGUCAGACGGGGGCGAAGCUGUCGAUUCAAGAUCACGAGAGGGACCCGAACCUGAAGAACAUUGAGCUUGAAGGGACGUUUGAGCAGAUAAACGAAGCGAGUGUGAUGGUUAGAGAGCUGAUUGGGAGGCUUAACUCUGCAGCUAGUAGGAGACCACCUGGUGGUGGUGGUGGGAUUGGUGGUGGGGUUGGUUCGGAAGGGAAACCACAUCCAGGGAGCAACUUCAAGACGAAGAUGUGUGAGAGGUUCGCGAAAGGGAACUGUACGUUUGGGGAUAGGUGUCACUUUGCGCACGGGGAAGCAGAGCUGCGCAGGUCAGGAAUUGCCUAAGUUGCUGUUUGUGGAGUUUGCUGUCUUUUCUUUUGUGUGUGGUGGUGAUCUCUAAUAUCAUCCAUCUUCUUCAUCUAUUUUGCUUUUGUUUUAUGAAAAUACAAUGUUAGUUUCAUUGUCUUUGUAAGUUUUCUUUCUCUCUGUGUGGUGAUUCUUAGAAUAUAGUUUUUUUUGCUGUUAAAUUGAGUUUGAAUUGAUGAGAGACUUGGUGGAUGGAUUGACAGACGGUGGUUAGGAUUUGUAUGCUGCCUUAAUUUUCUUA
Molecule: messenger RNA, 1157 nt
Organism: Brassica oleracea var. oleracea
Lineage: Eukaryota; Viridiplantae; Streptophyta; Magnoliopsida; Brassicales; Brassicaceae
Product: zinc finger CCCH domain-containing protein 36-like
Exons: 3
Coding region: 137-895 (252 amino acids)
Molecular function (GO): metal ion binding; mRNA binding
Source: RefSeq, a predicted model, not a curated record